AUGGCGACUUCACUCGUGAACUCUGCACACCCACCUGGACCUACUUACCUCGCAUUCGCUCGUGAUGGCUCACGUGUCUACACCGGAGGAAGCGACACAAUCGUGCGGAUAUGGAACACCAACGAAGGAACCACACAGGAACCAGAUUCUGCAGGGGAGGCAAAGGAAGGAGUCACCUGUCUCGCUGCUGGGCACGACUGUUGGUUCUCCGGAAGCAAUGAUUCGGAGGUCAGGAGAUAUGCACAUGCUUCGCCCCAGCAAGAUGGGCUGGUCACCAAUGCUGCUGGAGUCGCUAUCCGGAGUUUGGCGGUAGACCCGCAGGGAAGUCGAAUAGCAGUGACGUCUGAUGAAACCACAGUCAAAGUGAUUGAAUUGGCAGACAUAACGAACGUCGUGCUAUUGAAAGGCCACACGAAAGCCGUCCGUAGGGCUACAUGGCAUCCAUCAGGCUCUCUCUUGGCAACAUGCGGCGCUGACGGCAGAAUAGUGAUCUGGGAUAUCUCAGAAGGCGAAGGAAAGGAAGCCAAGACUAUCGAGGGCGUAAUUCCCGCCGUGGCUAAUACCGAGUCUGACGAAUUCGCAUAUGACUGCUCUGUAGUAUGGCACCCUUCUGGCCAACAUUUCUUUGUCGCGACGCGCACACAUGAGAUCAUCAGCAUCUCUCGCAACGAUUGGUCAAAGUCCUCUACCUUCUCCAAUGAGGAUGUUUCAGGGACAAUCACUGCCCUCGCCCUCUCCCCGAACGGGGUAUACAUCGCUUCUGCGACCAAGUCGGGCGUGUUCAUCUGGUCUACCCAAACACGUCGGCUGCUUUACCGUUUCCAGGAUAUAUCUUCACCGCCCAUCCAAUUAGCGUUCUCACCCUCGCAGAACCUCCUUGCAUGGACCGACCUAGAGGGCGCCUAUACGCGUUGGCAAGACCCCAUCCCAGCCACCGCUCCCCAUCCCAUAAAGCCCUCUACUGCGUCAAGCUCUGCCGGCGUACAGAAGAAGCGCGCGAGGACUCCCACACUAUUUGACACCGAGGCAGACAAGGAAUUUGCGAGGAAGGAUGCGGGUGGGGACGUGGACUUGGAUGAGGAUCUCGGUGCGGAUUUGGACAACGAUGAUUGGAUCCUAGAUGACCUGGGUGGCGGAAUGGACGACGACGCAGAGGACAAGAGGACGAAGGAAGGUAUAAAAGAGAUGGUCAGUGUAACCAAGGCACAGCCCGCGUUUCAGCCUAGCUCGACACCCCUGGAGAAUAAGAAACGAUACCUAGCAUAUAACAUGAUUGGAGUCAUUGAGGUGACGGACCAAGAUACGCACCACAUAGUCAACGUUGAGUUCCACGACAAAUCUGCGCGGAAGAGCUACCACUUCACGGAUCACUUCAAGUAUGACAUAGCCUCCCUCGGUGAACGUGGCGCAGCCUACGCCUGUCAACCCGAGAACGAGCACUCCGCGCAUGUCACUUACAAACCCUACGGUACUUGGGCCACGCAGGGUGAGUGGACAUACGAGCUCCCGAAGGGCACUCGCGUUCUGGGCGUCGCGGCCGGAGGCCCCCCACCGACGAAGUCACUGCGGGAGAAAUCCGACGCCGAUAUGCAGGGCAACGGCAAUGUGGUCAUCGCUACGAGCACGGGCGAGCUCAUUUUCCUGACCGGGACGGGCAUCGAGCGGUGUAUUUUGAGCUUGCAGGGUGACUUCGUGACGAUGGUCGCCUCACCAGAAUGGGUGUUCAUAGUGACUCGCGACGGUGCAACGACAAUGGACGGUUCGCAGAAUCUGACGGGCAGACUCAUUCAAUUCGACGAUUUCUGUGUGUUGCAGAAGGAUGCCUUGCCCGUACCAAAGCGUCACACGGUGAAGUGGAUCGGAGUCACUGAGGAAGGGGCCCCAGCCAUAUAUGACUCUGCUGGCAUUCUCAACGUCAUGCCAAGAUUCCGGCUACCCUUCGCCGCAACCUGGACGCGAGCACUUGAUACCAACGUCUUGGAUCGACGUGAGGGCAAACAGGAGUCAUACUGGCCAGUCGGUGUCGCCGGCGAGACGUUAAUGUGCUUAAUAUUGAAGGGGAGACAAGAGCAUCCCACGUUCCCUAGACCUCUCAUCCAAGAGCUUCCUCUGAAGCUUCCCUUCCACCGUCAAGAUCCCAAGGAAGCACCUCUUGAAGAGCACCUCGCACGUGAAGGAAUGUUACUCGACAUCCUCCGCGACAGCCUUGGAGAUCAGCUUACUACGGACGACAUCUCCCGGCGCGAGCUGGCGCUCGACAAGGAGCUCAUCCAGCUCAUCCAGAACGCGUGCAAGAACGACCGGCUGGCGCGUGCUCUCGACCUCACCAAGCUCUUGCAUCACACCGCGUCUUUCGACAUGGCCAUCAAGGUUGCAGGGUUCUACCACCUCAUCGGUCUGCAGGAGAAGAUAGAAGCACUGAAGGACGAUAGGGAAGAGACGGAUCGCCUGGCGGACGCACGCGAGAAACGCCGACAGCGCGCAAGAGAUCUAACUGUUAUCCCCGCGCCACGGACGGUUUUUGCGGCGGUACCGCGCCAAAAGGCAUUCCAAGAUUUCAAACCACCUCCCGCGAAACACCGUCCGGGGCUGGAACGCGCGACACCCGUUGUGGACACGAACAGGAAUGCUCCUCGCGCCCAACCGCAAGCGAUGAGCAGUCAGUUCUCGGAAGACACUGCUGCUUAUGGCACGUCCUUCGACGACUCUGUGAAUGACUACUCCUUCUCAUCUCCGGACGGCAAAAGGAAGCGGGCAGAGGAAAUGCAGCCUGUGCGGGACUAUCCUUCACCGGGGAUGGACAACGCCUCCAAGCGUCGUGCAGUCGAUGAGCCGGUACCACUGGUAAAGGCAGGUGCAUCAGCUGGGCGAGCGAAUCCUUUCGCAAGGAAAACUGGCACAGACAACAACCGCAAUCCAUUUGCACGAAGCACCGACGUCAACAAGGCACUGCAGAAGAGCGAGAGCUUCUUCUCGAAAGUGGACGCCGCGGAGACGGAUAAGGGAAAACGCCCCCCUGCUGGAAAAGCGAAGGCUAACACCAAGGAGAAAGAGAAGAAGUCGGCAGGACGCCAGACGACGCUCUUUGGCUUGCCCGCGAAUCCGCAAGCAGAGAAGAAGUCAGUCGGGAAGAAAAAGAAGGCCUCCGAGAGCCAGGUCGACUCUCAGCAGACCGAACCAACUGACGACAGCGAGACACAGACAAUGGACGUGACCAUGAUAGAGUCACAGUCAGUUGAUGACGAAGACUCGCAGCCGCUAGCGGACGAGCCAGCCAUGGACGCCCUUCAGACGGAGAUAAACCAGGACGCAGACACAGAGAAUGCUGGAAGUCCGGAACCUAUCGAAUGGCCACCGUCUCCCACGCACGAGAACAAUACCGUUGAAGUGGUUGUAGGUUGA
This is a messenger RNA of Rhodofomes roseus, 3402 nucleotides long. RefSeq lists its product as uncharacterized. The record is from RefSeq and is a predicted model, not a curated record. NCBI's taxonomy places the organism in Eukaryota, Fungi, Basidiomycota, Agaricomycetes, Polyporales, Fomitopsidaceae. Gene Ontology annotation, molecular function: chromatin binding; protein binding. The transcript has 18 exons. Gene Ontology annotation, cellular component: nuclear replication fork. Bases 1 to 3402 code for a protein of 1133 amino acids. Gene Ontology annotation, biological process: DNA repair; DNA-templated DNA replication; mitotic cell cycle.